UCAUGAUUAAUGUAAAAAAAUUAUAAAAAUCUCUAUUGUCCAAUACUAGACCUCUCAUAAAUAAGACCAAUUGAGUUCACAAACAAUUCUAGUUCAAUUUUAAAUAAUUGUCACAUUUUUUCUCCAGCUGCUCUAGAAUUAAAAUGUCAAAUAAAUUUCUAGCUUCAAUCUUGGUUUUUGUUUCUUUGGCUGUUUUUCGCCAUGUUAUUGCUACAAGCGAUAUAACACUAGCUGAACUCGAGUAUGUCGCCGACCAUCUGUCUUCAGUCGAAUGCAGCAAGCUCAUCAUCGCUCUUCAAAUGGACAAAGGCAAAAAUCUUGAGGAUUGUGAGCCUGAAUGCAUUUCAAUGGAAAGCAUGUUACAGUCUUGCCUCGCGAAUUUGAUCCAGUGGAAUUCUAAAGCUGCCGACGAGACACAGGCCGAUCUUUCAAGACGGCUGUUGCAAAUUGGAAGAAAAGAUCUUGGAAACUGGCUCACGAGAACGGUAUUCGACGAACUGGGCUAUCACAUAAAUGAAUCCAUCGUAAAAGAUCCUUUUAAAGAAAUGGUAAUGCCUUCACCCUCAAACGAAUCCAGAAAGAAAUCAAAUUUUGUAGAUAUGGAUUUUACCGCUCAUGAAGAUCACUGGAUGCCAAUUGACACAAUAAUUAUUGUGGUGAUAGGAAGUGUAUGUUGUGUACUUCUUGUAAUAGGAUAUAGUCUGACCAAGUUGAUUUUGAUAUGAACUUUUGAAAGCAAGGAUGAACAAAAGCAAGAUGUUGCAAAGAAAGAAAUAUGAAGACUACCACAAUAUAAUAUUUUUUAUUAUUAAAAACGGUUUUCUA
This is a messenger RNA of Cimex lectularius (bed bug), 825 nucleotides long. RefSeq lists its product as uncharacterized. The transcript is spliced from 2 exons. Bases 144 to 725 code for a protein of 193 amino acids. The record is from RefSeq and is a predicted model, not a curated record. NCBI's taxonomy places the organism in Eukaryota, Metazoa, Arthropoda, Insecta, Hemiptera, Cimicidae.